UCAUGGGGGUUGCCGAGCAACCAUAGAUCGUGUGGGUGACGAGUACCUGAGCGCCUUAAAAAGCUAUUCCGCGUGUAAAAUAGCGAGAGCCUCUAAGUCAAGAUGAAACGUCCCGCUCAGAUGCGCAAGAAGGAUAAGCAAAAAGGAAAGACAAAUGUCAAAGAGGCCCCAUUGCCGGAGCUGGAGGAGGAAGUUGUUAACACCACUCAAGUCAAUCGGCCCCUUUGGACAGACAUGUUGAGCCAUGCAGAUGAAAUAGUGGGGGAUAUAAUGGACGAACUGCAAGGCCAAAUCAUGGAUGGCUGUUAUAAAGCAUAUAUUGAAAAACAGCUUGUACCAUACAGCGUGUCCUGGGUCAAGAACUACCUCACUAAGACUGUGGAGUGCCAAGUCUUGUGCCUGGACCAAGGAGAGGAACCAGAAGAAUUAGCUUCAACAGAAGACCUUGAGCCUGUGACUGCUAUUCCAGAUUGUUGGGCCCAAGGAUGUGUGCCUACAAUCAAUAUUGAGGUUGGUAGUGACCAAGAAUCAUCAGACUCAAGUUUCCGAAGGCGAUCGAGGCGUUCUUCCUGGGCUUUCUGGGCUUUAAAGCAUGAUGAAAUUGAAGAAAAGCACAAGAAGGAUGAAAGUGACCUCUCAUCUACUGUUUCUAGUACUGGUCCCCCAGCAAGAAGUGACAGAAAGAAGAUCCUUCCGGUGAAAAAGCCCCCCAAAGCUACUAGAAGAAAAGUCCCAGUAUCUUUGCCACCUCUGCCACCUUUGUCAGAGAAAAAGAAUGUGGAGGUGGAAGUAGAGGUAGAAGGUGGAGACAAAGACAGCGUUGCUAGCCAGACCACACUGGUAUAUCACCGCAAAGACCUCCACCCAAUACCAAAGCUGGAUCCUAAACGAUUGCCUCAACAUUGCAUUUCCCCAGAGUAUGAGAUUGUCGAUGACUUCGCCAGACAUAGAAGACCUUGUGGAUUACCCAGACUGGAGCCAACACUGACUAAGCAGAAAUCUAAAAGGGUGGAGACAUCGUCAAAAACCAUAUCCAAAGAAUCACCAGAAAGGCUUCAGAAAAAAAUCGACGACAGCAUCCAUCUGCAUAAGCAGGACAAGGAACGGCAUGCGCUCUUUGGCCCACUGAGGCUCGACACGAUGAUUUUGGCCAAAGGGGUUUCUCUCUCGGAUUCUCAAGCUGCUAAAAGUAUUCCUCCCAAAAUGAGCUAUCCUUCGCAGGCUACCAAUCUGAAGCCGAUACCGAGUGACGUCGCUGUGCCGAUUUAUUCAGCCGACCAGGUUGCUGCUGCCUCGACACCUCGAGUCACACCAAUAAUGCAGACCAAGAACGGUGACAGCUGAUUGAAAGAGUUAACAUGACUGUCACUGCUUAAGGAGAAAGAUAAUCUAGAUCUUAAUGACAAGAUGAAAAAAAAACUCAAUGUUAUACAAGCAAGUUAUAUUUUGUCCUUUAUGAGAAAAUAGUGAUAAAAGUUUAUUUUGUUUUUAAGUCAUACAUUCCUACAUGUAAUCAGAAUUUUCUGUUUCACUGGCAAUGUUUUAAAAGAUUUUCUCGAU
This is a messenger RNA of Poeciliopsis prolifica (blackstripe livebearer), 1560 nucleotides long. RefSeq lists its product as uncharacterized. The record is from RefSeq and is a predicted model, not a curated record. NCBI's taxonomy places the organism in Eukaryota, Metazoa, Chordata, Actinopteri, Cyprinodontiformes, Poeciliidae. Bases 103 to 1344 code for a protein of 413 amino acids. The transcript is spliced from 4 exons.